Molecule: messenger RNA, 1502 nt
Organism: Selaginella moellendorffii
Lineage: Eukaryota; Viridiplantae; Streptophyta; Lycopodiopsida; Selaginellales; Selaginellaceae
Product: protein phosphatase 2C 57
Exons: 12
Coding region: 131-1333 (400 amino acids)
Biological process (GO): protein dephosphorylation
Molecular function (GO): protein serine/threonine phosphatase activity; cation binding
Source: RefSeq, a predicted model, not a curated record
CUUAUCUGUGUGUGUGGUGGGCUUGAUGAUCCACGAAGAGCUCUCCAUCGCGCCCACCGAUCAGCGUCCCAUGAGCGGCAUUCUCUACUCUCGGUGAGAAAUUCCCAUCCGAGACAGCGCGCGCGAGGCGAUGGCGGUGGCAGCGCCUCUGUUUGGCAAGGUCUGCCCGGUUCUUGGCGAGAAGGCCGCGGCAAUCGGGAAAUCGUCUAGGUUAGGUCCAGUCCAGCAGCAGAGAUUCACGGCGUUCUCGUCAUCGUCGUCGGCGGCGGAGGUCUUUGAUCCGUCUGGAUUGCCGCCAGAGUCUUCUCUGGCUUCCCCGUCUUCGAUCCGAUGGGCACAGCUUGCGUUGCAAGGUCCCCGGGCGGAGAUGGAGGACGACAUGGAGCUGGAGGAGGGGAGAAUUCCAGAAUUUACGUUUGCUGCGGUCUAUGAUGGUCAUGCCGGUAUAUCAUCAGUGAACUAUCUCAAGAAAGAGCUAUUCAGCGAAUGCGUGAAUGCAUUGCAAGGAGGAGCUCUUCUACAAUCUGAUAACUCGAUCGAUUUGGAAGCGGCACUCUCGCAAGCUUUCGUCCAAGUUGACAAACGCUUGCUCUCGUGCAGGCUGGAGCAACAAGAGGAGGCUGAUCGAGAAUCUGGCUCCACUGCAACUGUCAUGUUUCUGGGUAAAGAGAAGGUGGUGGUAGCUCACGUCGGCGACUCACGAGUGGUAAUUUCUCGAGGAGGAAAAGCCGAGGAGUUGACGAGUGAUCACAGGCCAUAUGGGAGCAGCAAGACAGCUCUAGCCGAGGGCAAGCGAGUCAUUGCUGCUGGAGGCUGGAUAAGCAAUGGCCGAGUAUGUGGUAAUUUGGCUGUGUCUCGUGCAUUUGGAGAUAUAUCCUUGAAGUCCCGUAGAAAAGAAAUGCUAGAGGAGGGGCUCAAGAAAAACUUGUGGACGCAGAAGUUUGUGUCGAAGCGGGAUCUCACAGGAGAAUGGCUGACUGCGGCACCGGAUGUUACUGCUGCCACUCUUGGUCAGGACGCCGAGUUCAUCAUUCUUGCUUCAGACGGCUUGUGGGAUUCCAUCAAAAGUAAGGACGCUGUAGCAUUUGUGAGAGAGCAACUGAAAGAGCACGGAGAUAUCCAGCGCGCUUGUGAGAACCUUGCGGCCGCUGCUCUGGCCCAAAAUGGCCAAGACAACAUCAGUAUUCUCAUUGCCGAUUUCGGAAAGGUAGCACGCGUGGAUGGACUUGCGCAGCACCAAGACGUCUCAGCUGGGGUAAAGCAGGUGCUAGUAACGUCUGGCAUUCUACUGCUAGGAGUUUAUGCUUCUCAUCUAGCAAGCUUGAUCAGAUAAGUUCCACUCUUUACAUUCAUAGUUGAUCAGCUUUCAUCUAAAAUUUGCAAAACUUUGGCGAUCGAACAAGAAUCCGCUCAACAAUCUUCCCAAGUUUUUGUAACCAUAUGUUAAGAACCGAUAAUGCUGCUCCUCGUUUACAAAAUAACCAUUGCUCGACUUCUCGUAA